AUGGACACAGUGUUUCCGCCCUCACCGCAAUGGCAUCAACCCCAUUCCGCCUGCCUAGUCAGUCAGGACGAGAACUCUGGCUGGCUGGUCUACUCACAUAACAACACCAUCCAGAUCCUGAACCCGUUCUCGCUCAAGCAUCAGGGGGUUCUUCGGGGUUCACAUACUGCGAGGAUUAAUGCCCUUGCUGCGAGACCUCUGCGGCGGACUUCUGCUUCUACUGUGGCGACGGAUGGUGAUGGUGUUGUUGGUGGUGGCGUUGAGGAGGGCCUGACGUCGUCUUCGUCGUCACUGUAUUCUUCACCGGCUUCUUCGGGCCCUCUGUCAGGGACAGAGAGUGCCAUAUCGUCGGAUCUAGACCAUCUCAGGUGCCCACUGGACAAUAUUACUAAUUCCUGUGUAGCGACCACUGAUCGCAACGAUGAGCCUAUGGUGGCAUCCGUCGGAGAGGACAUGAGGGUGGUAUGCUGGAACCUGGAAAGCCGUCGUGCCACCGCGUCACACUUUAAAGUUCACAACAAAGUUAUCAAGGCAGUGGAAUGGACGGGAGAUGGUCAACUCAUCGUUUCAGGUGACAAGGGCGGCGUGAUUGUUGUGUGGGACCCUUUUCAGGGGAAGAAGACGCUCAAGUUCGAGCUCCCAACAAAACCGAGUAUCUCUUGUAUGAGCUCGAGUCCCACGCACCCCAAUGUCAUCGCCAUAGGCAUGGACGGCGGCGAUAUCUUUGUGUGCAAAGCCAACUUGUCAGGAGUAUUCGUGCAGCAGCGGUUACAUGGGCAUACCGAACGGAUACACAGCCUUUCCUGGCAACCAUCACAAUUCCGAGGUCAGGAUUACACCUCAUUGGCGUCGGGAUCAGGAGAUCAGACUGUCCGUGUCUGGGAUGUCGUGUCAGAGAUAUCCUCGGUCGUGAUGAAGGUCCCUGAUCUGGACGACAAACUCCCACACUCGCAAAAGGUCAAGUUCUGGGUUCCUGUUGGAUGGGUCUCUCAAGGCCAACGGCUCUUGUCCGCCACUAGUCGGAUCAUUGCCUGGGAUGUCGAUAAUGGUCAGGGCCUGGCGCAGAUCGAGUGUAUUGGAGGCAAUGUCUAUGCAUUGGACAUUGGGACCGUCGACCCUGGGAGGAUCGCGAUCUGUCUUGGGAAUGAGACGCUCAAGAUCUGGAACACCUUGAGUCGAGAGGAGCCGUAUGAGUGUAUCACGAUAGAUCGGUUGAAUACUCGGGCGCGUGCUGUUAGGUGGCAUCCGGCGGAGGAGGGGACACUUUGUUUUGGGUUGGAGAGUGGCAAGAUUGGGAUGUUGACGCAAGUCCAUGAGUCUUUCAGCGCCGAUAACAAGAAUGUCAACAAUGGCAAUGGAGCAGGAAACAGGAAAGGUCGGAAGAAGGGACGCCACGACAAACAGGCGGCUCAUGCUUCGUCUGGACCAACUCAGACCAUUUUUCAUUCCUACCAUGAAAAGUCGGUGACGUCAAUGGCCUGGUGCAGCUCCAAGGUCUUUGAGGCACCUGUCCCCGAACUAUUUGAUCUGGCACUGCGUGAUGGGACCUUUUGCCUGGUGUCGUGUGGUGGCGAGGGCAAGAUCUUGGUCAGUGACGCGUCGAAACCGUCGAGCAAGAGUCUGGAUCUGGAUGUGGUCAUUCAGCGACAGAACGCGGCGUGGUAUGAGGCGUAUCGAGCGAUCAAGGGGACGGGACAACCCGAGCGACGGGAUUUUGCCAUUCAUCCAAACGAGGAUCUAUUGGCCCUUGGAAAUGCUGAUGGGUCAGUUGAGGUGUUUGAGCUCAAGUACUUCAAGCUGGUGUAUGUCUAUCAGAGUCAUCGGUCUAGAGUCAACAGGGUCUGCUGGAGCGAGUCUGGAUCCAGGAGUGGCGGUCAAGCUGGAGCAGGACGCGAGGAUGGUUCAGGUGUGAUGGAUUUGUACCUCUUGGCUAGUGGAUCUGAUGAAGGUGUUGUUGCGAUUCAUAAUCUGCAACGUUUUUCUGGAUCGGCUCUGACAGAGAAGCGAGCGAGCAGGAAGGAGGCAUCUUCGAGUUCGACUGAGGAUCCAUUGGAUGAUUCGAGCGUGACUUUGUCAACCGCCGCAGGAACAGACACGGAUAUAGUCUUGCCAACAUCACAGGUGCUUUCAUCCUUCCAGUAUCACAGCAAAGGAAUCUCGGACCUCGCUUGGUCACCUCAUGGAUCAACAGACUCUGUGGAAUCUGCCACCCGGUAUCAUAGGAUUGUCACGGCAUCGUAUGAUGGUAAGGCAGUUGUAGUAGAGGUUCGAAUUGAGGAUUCUUCCGCAGAACCUAUUCAGGACAUACCGCAGGAUGGCACGGGAGAGAAUACUGAGGAGGGAUCAGGCUCUGACGUAUCUAUUCCAGUUCUGAGUGCGCGACAACACCGAGCUGUCGCUAGCUAUACAGGUCACGAAGACCAAGUGCUGUCGGUGUUCUGGAGUCUGACAGAGACCGAUCGGGUCUACAGUGGAGGAAACGAUUGGGGACUCUGUAGUUGGGAUGUGAAGUCUCAUUCGCUGACUGAGGCGCAGUCGUUGGCGCUUGUGCGAGGUGGUGGUGGAUUUAGGAAACAUCUCAAGACGAUUGAUGGUGGCAAAGGAUCGAUGAAGUCUCAGCUGGCUACUACCGCGUCCCCCAGUCCUGUUAUUUCCGUCGAGGAGACCUCAAGUCAGCCUCAACUACCAAGAACGACGUCGGCUGCUCAGGCUGAGGGCGAUGAUGUAUCAAUGCAGGGUGAAGAUCAGCAGCCGGAUCAACCUCUGUUGGCACCAGAGGACAGGCAUGUCAUCGCAGUCGAACCCUUCGCAUCCAAACGGACAAGUGGAUCCUCGCCUCAUCCCGAGUCUACACCCACAAAACGCUCACGGAUAACGUCAAACAACCCAGUCGCCAAUACAACUACCACAACUGCCGCAGCCCCUAGGAUAAGCGAGCCCUCGGCCUCAACUACAACGACAUCGACAUCGACAUCGACCCAUAUUCAAAAACUCUCGACACCAACGAAACGACUGCAACUCUUUCCGAUGGGAACUGCGGCAUUUCAUGGACAGUCCACCCGCAAAAUUCACCUCGAGAUCUUGCGCCUGACACGGAACUUGUACUGUCGACGGAUCCAUCAAGGAGGUGUCCUGCGGACUGAGGAGGAGCUGGAAGCUGCUAGGGGUCGAUGGCGAGCGAUGAGGGCAUUCUUUGAGGAGGAUGGUGAGGAUGAAGGAAAGGCGCUGUCUAAUGCGUUGGUUCAGGAUGUUGAUGAGAUGAAUUUGGAGGAUGAAGAUACGAGCCUUUCUGGUCAACACAUCGCUUCAGGGACAGGACAACUGACGGCGGCUGAUGAUGCUUCGGCUUCCAGUGGCGAUCUGAUAUUCUAUGGUUCUCGCGAGUCCGUCAAGGCGCUGGCAGAGUUGGAGGCCGAAGAGAUGGCCCAAACUCAACCCCAAAACAUCUUUGUCGUUGGCAGUGGAAUGGGCGUAAUGCCCCCGGCAUCUAGCAGUCUCAAGGACUCAAUCGUCCAAACCAAGAACGGUUCGCGACCACGUGCUGCCGGUCAAUUAUGUCAAGUCCCCGUCUCCUGCUGGCUUGGAGAUGUCCCCAAGGUUCUUGACAUUGUCAGUGCUUUGGGUCCUUCGGAGGUUGGGGUUCAGGAUUGGAUUGCGAUCGCGUUGUCGCCGAUGGGGGGUGUUGAGGCGUGGAAGGGGAUGAUGGUGAAGACUGCGGGCAAGUUUGAAACCAGGGGGGAGGUUCAUGCGGCGGGAUUGUGCUACUUGAGUGUGGGGAUGAUCUUUGAGGCGGUGGAUGUGUAUCGGAAGCAAGGGCUCUUUAGGGAGGCGUUGACAUUACUCCGGAUCCGACUCUGGGACCACCACGACGAUGAUGAUAUGGAGGAAGAUGGUGAAGAUGGUACUGAUAUGGAGGUACAAAGAGAAGACCACGACGAGACCUCACCUCCAGGAACAAUCGCGUCCUUGCCCGUCAACGCCAACAGGAAGGACUUCCGUCAGCUUCAUUUGCAGAUCCUGACAGAAUGGGGCCAGCAACUUGAGAAGCGUAACCAAUACGAACAAGCCUGUAAGUGUCAGCUGACACUCGGGUCCCUCCUCAAGACGCGUAGUACCAGCACCAAAAAGGUGACUGCCGUCGACUCGGAGACAAAAGUCCCCUCUGUGGGUCUGCAGACGCUGGCGCGACGUGGCGAUGUAGCGACUCUGAGGACGGUUGCAGGACUGGCCAUCUUGAUGGACGACCCCACGGUUCAGGAGUCUGUUGCCCGCUAUAGGAGUGCCCUCUUGCUCAAGAAGGAGGCCCUUCACAACCGACGUAGUCAAGUAUAA
Messenger RNA from Linnemannia hyalina, 4332 nucleotides. NCBI's taxonomy places the organism in Eukaryota, Fungi, Mortierellomycota, Mortierellomycetes, Mortierellales, Mortierellaceae. The record is from the annotation of a GenBank genome assembly.